UCUUCAUUUUCUUUUACAUCGAUGAACACUUUAAUCAUAUACUGAUUUGUGUUGUAAAAAGGUGCUAAGUUUAUUCAAGAUUCGAGUUGGGUUUAUUCUAAAAUCAAAUGGGUUUCAGGCGCCUUCUUGUUCAGGUGUCACGGCAGCACUCGCGGUUGAGGCAAGUUAAUAACUUAUUACCAUGUUCUUAUCAGACGUCACUGACAUUUGGAAGCAAUGCAGGGCUUACUAAUGAAAGUCUUGUCCCACAUGCAUUUAUUAAUCAAGAAUGCAACUUUCAACAUCCUUCAGGCUUGAUGAUGUUGUCAAGGGCAUUAUACUCUACAGAUGCUAGUUUGACAGAAGUUGGUUCCACAGAGGCGGCUAAGGAAUUGCAUGAUAAACUUCUCAAAUCCGUGAUAGAUAAAAGGACUGCACCUCCAAACAGUUUACUGUGGGCCCUGAUUGAAAAAUGCGACAAUCGUGAAGACAUCAAACUUCUAUUUAACGUCUUGGAGAACCUUCGUAAAUUUAGGUUAUCAAAUCUUCGAAUUUUUGAAAACUUUAAUGACAAUCUUUGCCGGGAAGUAUCCAAAGCGUGUGUACGUGUAGAAGCUAUCGACUUUGGCAAGAAGACAUUGUGGAAACACAAUGUGUACGGAUUGACUCCUAGUGUUGCAUCUGCUCACAAUGUACUGUUGUAUGCUAAGCAACAUAAUGAUGUUAGUCUCAUGGUCGAUGUAAUGAAACUCUUAAAAGCAAAUGAUGUGCCCCUGCAACCUGGUACUGCAGAUAUCAUUUUUAGCAUUUGCUACAAUACUGAUAGCUGGGAGUUGAUGUGUAAGUACGCAAAACGAUUCGUCAAGGCUGGAGCGAAAUUGAGACGAACUUCAUUUGAUACUUGGAUGACAUUUGCUGCCAAACUAGGAGAUCUUGAUAGUUUAUGGAAGAUUGAAAAGUUGAGAUCAGAAGUGAUGAAAACACAUACAAUCGGUAGUGCCUUUUCAUGUGCCAAGGGGUUUCUGCUUCAACACAAGCCUGAUGAAGCAGCCGCAAUAAUUCAAGAUGUGACUCAGACGUUACCGGAAGCCAAAAGGCCAAAUAUAAUGGCAGAACUGGAGAAGCUGGUUAGCGAAUGGCCUUUGGAGGUUAUAAAGUGUCGAAAAGAUGGGGACAAAAUGGCCUUGGCUGCUGGUUUGCAAGAAGAUAUCCCUGCGAUGAUUGAUAGUCUUAAAGGGCUGGGCGUAAAGACAAACGUAAAAAUGGAUGAUUUGACUAAAAUGGCCCUCUAAGGUUCAAGUUCGAUGUUUUAGCCAUGCCCUUGAUCAAAGAAUGAUCAUUGUAUAAGUUGAAGUUGAUGUAUCUAGAACUUUAGAAUUCUUUGUUAGAUGUCAGCAUGUUGGUGCUACAUUCUUGCUUUGAGAUGAAGGUAUACAAUCGAAACAUGUUCAAUGGUAUGAGAUUUGCUGUCAAUAGAAUGACAAUCGCUUGUUUCAAUUUGUUCUAAA
Messenger RNA from Erigeron canadensis, 1487 nucleotides. RefSeq lists its product as uncharacterized. The coding region runs from base 108 to 1271 and encodes 387 amino acids. The record is from RefSeq and is a predicted model, not a curated record. The transcript is spliced from 12 exons. Gene Ontology annotation, molecular function: protein binding. Lineage: Eukaryota; Viridiplantae; Streptophyta; Magnoliopsida; Asterales; Asteraceae.